Penicillium nucicola is the source of this 1323-nucleotide messenger RNA. Its product is annotated as SNG1 family protein. The record is from RefSeq and is a predicted model, not a curated record. NCBI's taxonomy places the organism in Eukaryota, Fungi, Ascomycota, Eurotiomycetes, Eurotiales, Aspergillaceae. Gene Ontology annotation, cellular component: membrane. The transcript has a single exon. The coding region runs from base 1 to 1323 and encodes 440 amino acids.
AUGAAGCCCUUCCCAGGAAUGAAGCCUGGCUUUUUGCCGGCCAUCACUGUGACAUUCGUCUUGCUGCAGCUCUUGUUCCUGCUGAACAUGUGCUAUAUUCAUGCAACCCAGUUCCGAAGUCUCACCCGCUACCACAACUUCAAGGUCCUGUAUGUCGACUACGAUGGCGGCGUCAUCGGGAAAUCAGUGUCAGAUGCGUACCAUGAUCUUCAUGGAGACGGCUUUCCUACGGUGCAUCAAGUCGCCCCCAGAGAGUAUCCACAGCCAGGCCAGAUUCAAGACGCGGUGUGUCGAGGAGAAUACUGGGGUGCAAUUUAUGCCAAGUCAGAUGGAUCAGCGAACUUGACAUCUGCAUUGAAGUCUGGUGCUUCCACGCCAACUUCACUCGCCUAUGUCUGGAAUGAAGCGAGAUACCCAGUCUUUUCUCAGUCAAUCAUCUACGUCAGCCUUUUGACGCUGGUUCAAACCACACGGUCAGCAUACUACAGCAACAAUGGAUCUGCAGUGGUGGCCAUAGCCAACUUGUCUACACCAGCCAUACUCAAAGCAUUCACCGAUCCCAUCCAAGCCGAGCAAAUCAACAUCAAAAAGACAGACGAGGGCGCAAGGGUGUUCUACAACACAAUCUCCAUGGCAAUGCCCAUAAUACAACAAUUCUUUUACAUGCUAGCCUUGAACGGAAUCGGAUUCGUCUUCGACGCAUUCACCAUACUCUCCUGGAAAACCAACGCCCUCCUCCGCAUGUCAAUCUCCAUACUCUAUACCUUUAUCGCAGCCCUCUGCAUGACAGGUUAUAUCUGGGCAUAUCGAGAAACCUGGCCGCAAACUGGCAGCCAUUUUGCCUUGACAUGGAUGAUUCUGUGGCUACUCAUGCAUAUCAACUUCCUUUUCUUCGACAUCACCACCGCCUUCGUCGAGAUCCAAUGGGUGCCAUUCGUCGUCUUGACAUGGGUAAUCUUCAAUGUCGCCAGCACGAUCACGCCAUUCGAGAUGAGUCCCGCCUUUUUACGCUGGGGAUACGCGCUUCCUUCUCACGAGGCAUAUCAGGUUCUGAUGCAGAUUUGGUCCGGGGGAUGCAACAAUCGGUUGUAUCAGGCUCUUCCUAUUAUGUUCUCGUGGUGGAUUUUAGGACUUCCCACCGCUGUGUUUGCGAUGUAUUAUCGUUGCAAGAAGGCUGUGGCAAAGGUUGAGAUUUCCAAUCGUGAGAUUCAUGAAAGGGAUACAACUGAGAACCAGACCGUGACGGAGAUCGAUGGCUCUGAUCGUGAAUGGCAGGGACAGAAGAAUAGGGCUGGGGCUCUUCCUGUACGACAGUUGGAUUGA